Messenger RNA from Loa loa (African eye worm), 798 nucleotides. RefSeq lists its product as hypothetical. NCBI's taxonomy places the organism in Eukaryota, Metazoa, Nematoda, Chromadorea, Rhabditida, Onchocercidae. Bases 1 to 798 code for a protein of 265 amino acids. The record is from RefSeq and is a predicted model, not a curated record. The transcript is spliced from 5 exons.
AUGAUCGGAAAAAGCGGAAAUAGUUCAAGGAAGCUGAUUACAAAUGGUAGCAGUAGUGAUACAAUCAAUGCUUCAGAUAACAGCUUUCCUUUCGAAGAUAUCUUUGAGAAUAGAACUCAUGAAUUCGAACCAAAGCAUCAAAUUCUGAGCAACGAAGAUAUUCAACAUUUCUUGCAACCAUACCUACCACUAAGUAAUUCGAUUAAUCCAUUAUAUUCUACGGAUACGUGCGUCGAUGACGUAAAAAAGGACCAGUUUAUUCGUGAUAAGUCUUCUUUUGACAUGUGUCAAUUGAGAGAUAUACCAACAAGUUCGAAUAUUAUCCAUCCAAAAUGUUACCAUUUUAGAGUUAAUACUGUGUCAAUAGCAAGUGCAGUGAUAACAGCAGUAUUGACACUACUAUUUGUGGGAUAUAUUAUUGUUAAUGCUUCCAAUAACAGGAAAUUCAACAUUUGGUUGAAAUAUUCUUUGGUAGUGUUCGCAAUAUUGAUGCUCAUUUUCAUAGGUUUCUUCGUCGGUGGUAUUUUACAUCAACGGAAAAGCUGGAUGCUUCCAUUAAUUGCGUCUAUGAUUUUUUCAUGUAUUAGUCUAUUCGGAAUAUUGAUUAUCAUGAUAACUAUCACUACUGAUAAUACCUGCGAAGGAAAUGCUAAAUAUUUUAACGAGCGCAUAUUGUUCAUCGCUAAUAUUAUUAUUUUCAGAAUCUCUGGAAUCUUUGGACAACAUUUUUGGAGUACCAAUGUUUUAGUACCAUUAUUUCUCAUUAUUUUAUAUACAUUCAAUUACCAUUACAAUUAG